Messenger RNA from Anneissia japonica, 5523 nucleotides. RefSeq names its product sodium-dependent multivitamin transporter-like. Bases 167 to 1864 code for a protein of 565 amino acids. Gene Ontology annotation, molecular function: symporter activity. Gene Ontology annotation, biological process: transmembrane transport; sodium ion transport. Gene Ontology annotation, cellular component: membrane. NCBI's taxonomy places the organism in Eukaryota, Metazoa, Echinodermata, Crinoidea, Comatulida, Comatulidae. The transcript has 16 exons. The record is from RefSeq and is a predicted model, not a curated record.
GACCGCUUUGCGUAUAAAAAGGUGUUACACACGAGAUGUUUAGAAUCAGAUUGUGCACGAGGUGAUAAUUAUUAAUACUAGCAAUUUGAGAAGUUUGUCGUUGAUUGCUACUUUCUUGUGUUCAGUUUAUUUUUAUUUACUGAGACGAGAGGGAAAACUGAAGCAGAUGACGUCGGCAGCAAAUCCUCUCGGUGUGCUGGACUUUGUGGUUAUAAGUGUCAUGCUAGUAAUAGCGGCCGCCACUGGAAUCUACCAUGGGUUUGUUAGGGGUGGCCAACAAACCACGUCUCAGUUCCUUGUGGCAGAUCGGAGCAUGUUUAGCUUACCAAUCGCAAUGACAUUACUGGCUUCAUUCAUCUCACCGGUCACGCUGCUCGGAACGCCUGCAGAAAUUUAUGUUAAUGGCGGUCAAUACAUGAUGUUCGUUUGUUGCCAUCUUCUUCUUUAUCCAUCCAUUGCAUUCAUCUUCAUUCCUGUUUUCCACGGUCUUUCCAUAACUAGCGCUUAUCAGUAUCUUUAUCACCGUUUUGGAACUCCUUUAGAGAUGCUGGGUGCUGGCAUCUUCAUGUUCCAAACAUCUUUCUACAUAGCAAUUGUUCUUUUCACACCCGCAUUGGCAGUGGAGGCAGUCACUAAUUUUGCGUUUUGGAAAACAAUUCUGAUUGGAGGUGUUGUUUGUACAUUUUAUACAUCUUUGGGUGGGAUGAAAGCCGUGAUCUGGACUGACGUAUUCAUGUUCAUUGUAAUAUUUGCUACCACCAUGCUUGUUGUGACUUUUGGUACGAUUGAAGCUGGUGGUAUUGACCACAUUAUUGAAUCAAACCUUCAAGCUGACAGAUUGGAUAUGUUGCAAUUUCCAGGAGACCUGACAGCAAGAAUGUCUUUCCUGUCGCUGACGAUUGGCGGUUGGAUGAAUGCCAUGCCACUGUGGGCUAUAAGCCAGACAGCAGUGCAGAGAUUUCUCACAGCAAGAACAGUCAAGGAUGCCCAAGUAUCAGUUUUGUUGAAUAUCCCGAUGGUUACAAUAAUCAUUUUGUUUGUUGGUUACCAAGGACUUGUGCUGUUUACAUUUUAUGAUGAUAUGGCCUUUGAAAACACAACAGAUAUGAUAAAUACCACAGUGAGCAGUAUGACAGGAGGUCCUAAUAUAACUAAGUCAGAUCAGAUAAUGGUGUAUUUCAUAAGUGAGCAGUUUGGUCAUAUUCCCGGCUUCCAAGGACUUUUCAUCGCCUGUUUGUGGGCUGGAACACUGAGUACUGUUUCUUCCGGCCUGAAUGCAAUGAUCGCUGUUACGCUAGAAGAUGUUAUCAAACCAAUUAGGAGGAAUUGUUUACCACAUCUUGAAGUUAGUGAUGCAACAGACACAAAGAUAUCGAAGAUCUUAACAAUAUUGUUUGGUGCUAUGACAAUAGGCUUAGGAUUUUUGGCCACCAAGAUGGGAUCAUUGGUCAACAUGGCUAACUCUAUAUUUGGUGCAGCAGGAGGCCCUCUGUUGGCAGCUUUCACCCUGGGAAUGUUUUGGAAACGUGCAAAUUCAAGAGGUACUCUGAUUGGAGUCCUUAUCAGUUUUUUCCUUGGUGUUACUGUGAGUGUCGGGGCUGCAGUGACCAAAACCGACCCCGAUGCUCCCUCCAUAUUCAAGCUGUCCUUCAUGUGGUAUGCGACAUUCACAUGGUUGGUGGCAGUGUUCAUAGCUGUGCCAGCGAGUGAGUUAAUCCGCCUACUUGAUCCGACUGAGCAGACUAAAGUUGUUGAUUAUUCAUUACUAAUCCCUUUCUUAAGACCGAAGCUAGUUAAGACAACUGAAGAUAAUGGAGUGCGUAUGGAAUUCAAAAAACUGGAUCAAAAAAUUGCUGAUAUAUGAUAAAAAAGCAGUAGUAAGAAAGCUAUAGCAAUAGAAUACAGCGUAACCCAAUGCAAGUACAAAGAAAUGUUUGUGUAUAUAUAGGAGUAAUUAAAAAACUUUAGUAUAGUACAAAAAUUUAUGACUACAAAUGUAAAAUGAUAAUAUUAGUGGCUAUUUGUAUAGCUUGAGUAUCCAUAAGGCUGAUUGCUCAGUGCAUGAUCUAUUAGCUAAUUCCAUAACAUUCUUCAUCCUUUAGGACAAAGAAUGUUGUUUGUCUGUGCCAGAAACGUUUGUGUAUCCACCACAUAUGUACCCCUAAUGUACUUGAACAAUAUACACAUACCGGGUUCCUUAUAGUGCACGCAAGCCUAUUGUGUACACGGGUCCUUGGCUUUUGUAGUUCUUUUCCGAGAAAAACUCGUUCCACCACAGAACAAUAGAGUGGCAAACUCAUAUACAAAGCUUUUAUUAGAAACCUUAAAUGGAGAUUUCCAAUUAAUAAUGGGCAUUAUUAAGCCAGAAUAUAAGAACCAUCACAAAAUAUUGUUGAAAUAAAUAGGCAGAAUAAAUUGUGCUACAUAAAUUGUAGAUAAUAUUCAUCCAGAUUUAUAAUCAAAUUUGGAUUUAAAAAACCAGAAUACUUUGUACAGUACUAAAUUUCUCUCUUAAAGUAUCAGGAGUAAGAGUGAAGUGUAUUCCAAUAAAUUCGAAUUAAUUGCAAGUUAGGUAGAUAAGUUAUAAUUAUGUAUUAGAAGGUAUAUAUACACACAGUGAGAACAAGGUGUCCCGAAAGUCAAGUUUUUAUUACAAGUUACGAAAGUAUGGUUUUAACAGUUUGGAAAACUUCUGUUUUUAUAAUUUGGCAACACAGAUAGCUGCAAUGGAAAGUUUGAUACCAAAAUAAUUCUACAAGUUUUAUCUAUCUAAGUGUGUUCUUAGUUUCAGAUUGGAAAGGAGUUUACCAAAGAUAUGAGUUUAUCCAACUCAGAAAAAAUAUAACAAAUUUGGUGCUAAACUAUCCCCUCGGUUUUCAUUAAUAACCAUCAAAACAAUGAUGAAAAUCAUAAUUUCUAGGUCAGAAUGCCUCACCUUAAGGAGCAUCAUCGCCCGAUCCACACAAAAGCUUUGGGCCUCUCCAGCGUGCCUAGGCACCUCUUGGUCUUCUGGCUGUCAUAGAAAACCCAUCUCUAGUAAUGGACCCUUCCGUAGUGUCAAUCAAAUGACUUUACGUUUUGUGGGACUUUAGCAACAAUAUCAAAGAGGCUGGGCUUAGCGGAUUGGUCCAUUCUGGUUAUAGGUAUAGUAUGUACAGUACACAGAUAUUCCAGUACAACUGGAAUUGUCCAUAUUUAGACUAAAGUACAGUUACCUUAUAAAUAUCUUGAUUACAUUUAACAAUAAGGCAAUUUGAAAUCUGUUGUAACAGAAUUAAUUUGUUUAUUUAUAAUUAAGUUUAGUUAUUUUUUUAAAUUUUGUAUAUAUUGAGUUUUGCCGUCAACAAAAACGAUAUUCAAUGAAAAAUAUGAACUAUAACAUAAUUUAUAUAUUCAAUUAUUUUUACUUUGUUUUAUAAUUAAUUUUUAUUUUGAUGUCUGUUUGCAUCAGUAGGUAAUGUUUAAUAUAGUUAAGUGAUAUUUUUCCCUGCCUGACAUUUUAUCAUAUUGAAUACUAUGUAUGUUCCCAAAUACUUGCGAAAAAAGAAAUUGCAAUUGAUUCAGUUUGUUUGCGUGUGCACAAAAACAAUAUUCAGUGAAAAAUAUGAGCUAUGACAUAAUUUAUAUUAUAUUUUUAAUUAUAUUUCCUAUCAGUUAUUAAUUUUUAGUUAUUAAAUUGCUUAUAUACUGCUACUGUGGUAGAAUUAUUUGGAAAAAAUGGGAAAAACACAACGUUUGCACUGAUUUUUAAUUCUUUAAUUGAAACAUUUAGUUAACUUUGUGGGAUGCCAAAUGUAGAUUUUGAAUUCUUUAUAUAGUGGUAGAUACAUUUUUGUGUAUAAAAACUAAAUCUAAAAACUGAAAUUUGUUCUUAUAAUCAUAUGUUUAUAAAUCUGUAGUCUGAACUAUACAGUUUUGUGCUAUUUACAUAUUUUUUAUAUUAUUAUUUAUAUAUUUAUUUCUUUCAUAAGUGUUUAAACAUACUGUACACAUUAUUAUUCAUGCUACAUUGUUUAAGUUAAAUGGGGAACAUCCAUGCAAAAAGCUCAUAAGAGAAACCCAUUAUUUUUUUCAUUUACAUACAGUGUUUUGAUAUUUUGUACAUUUUUGAAACCAAAUGCAAUUAUUGAAGCUAGUUUUGAAAUUUAUAUUAUUUACAUCUCUCUGAAAUUUAUCAAUUUAUAUUUCAUGUUACAUAUUAUGUACCUACUCAUUAUUCUGAAAGUUCAUUUGGGUGUUCAUCUUGUCUUUUUAAGAACCUUGAGUAUCUGCUAGGAUUGAAUAUUAGAAAAAUUCCCUUGAUUAAAACUGAUAUUUAUGUGUCAUUCAACCAUGGGAAUUUCUGUGUAUAUGGUUCUAUUUUUUCAGUCUGUUUUCUCCCCAUGAAGUACAGGUUAUUGGGCACUUUCUCUCUAGACGGGGGUUGGGGGGGGGGGGGAAGAGUGGUCCUGUGUACCUAUUGGCUCAUGUGCAUACAACCUUCAGAAGAGAGCAGGCAUUGUCUCCCAUUGUACCACUAGAGGUGUGGCUGCAAAAGUCCCCAGGAGCCCAGCCCGGAUUUCUUAGUUAUUGAGCUAGGCUUAAUCUCAAUGUGUAACUAUUCUUCGUGCGAUUGAGAGUUUAUUUAUCGUGUAUUUGUACAGCAACCCCAAAAUUUUCUCCUCAUAAGCAUAAAUUCAAGACGAAAUACAGUACUGUCUCUUUGUUAGUUAUUAAUGUUCACCCCUUUCAAUGAGUUCUUUAUUCUGCUGGGCAGUGGUCACCCUAAUCCAAUGGAACUGAUUUAACAACACUUAAAUCUGAUCGCCGGUAUUGUCAGCAGCAAGCAAUUUUUGAACAAUGUUUUUUGUUGUUGCUUAUAACAAUACGUUUACCGCAUUUAAGAUUGUAAUACCUCCAAUAAGCUUGUAGAUUUAGAUAUUUAAAUCGUCACCACCGUAAUAGAUGCCUGUUUAAUCGUUACUAUGGUAUUUAUUAUGAUAGUAGAAAAUGUCUGAACGUGGAAAUCCCUUGAAUUUAUCUCCAUUGAUAAUUUAUAGGAGCCUUGUACCCUAAAAGGUUGUUUAAAUUGUGCUACUGUUAAUAUUCUAUAUCCCUCCAGACUUAACCAAAAAAUAUUGUAUUAUAAAUAGAUUAUUCUACUAGGUAUGUCCAGUGUAUGCAUACCAUACGUUAUAAAUAUUAUAGUGAUUUACCCUUUCGUAUAAGAAACCGUUGUAGUCUGAAAUAUAUAAAUAAUACUUAUUAACAAAACCCUGCAGUUGUUAAAUUCAACCUUGAACAACUGACCAAUCAGAACAAGUCCAGAAAUACACGCACAUCACACUGUGGGGGCUUUGCAACAAUAUCCAAGGGGCGGGGUAAUUUAUUUGUUCGUCUUCCUUAUUUAUUUUUUUGAUUUUGUAUAUUUAUUUAUAUCCACUUUUGUAAGCCAGUCACCAUUGCUCUUUUUAUGAUUUAUGUAUUUUUCAUUUUCUAAAAUGUUCUUGGAACCACUAUGUCAUAUAAAAUUGAUAAAUGCAU